This is a messenger RNA of Trichoderma reesei QM6a, 1286 nucleotides long. It is a transcript of the gene tgb1, whose product is annotated as heterotrimeric G protein, beta subunit. Gene Ontology annotation, biological process: G protein-coupled receptor signaling pathway. Gene Ontology annotation, cellular component: heterotrimeric G-protein complex; cytoplasm. The record is from RefSeq and is a predicted model, not a curated record. NCBI's taxonomy places the organism in Eukaryota, Fungi, Ascomycota, Sordariomycetes, Hypocreales, Hypocreaceae. The transcript is spliced from 5 exons. Gene Ontology annotation, molecular function: protein binding; signaling receptor complex adaptor activity. Bases 79 to 1155 code for a protein of 358 amino acids.
AACCCGCCAAACCCGCCGCCAACUCCUUCGCCCGCCUCCCAUCUCCAUCGUCUUCUCCCGCCCCGACGUCGAUUCGCCAUGAACUCGCAGCCCAACGAUGUGUCGCCCGAGGCGAUGCAGGCGCGCAUCCAGCAGGCGCGUCGCGAGGCCGAGACGCUCAAGGACAGGAUCAAGCGAAAGAAGGACGAGCUGGCCGACACCACCCUCCGUGCUGUCGCUCAGCAGGCUCACGAGCCCAUCCCCAAGAACCAGCUCAUGCGGGCGAAGCGGACGUUGAAGGGCCAUCUGGCCAAGAUCUACGCUAUGCACUGGUCUACAGAUCGUCGACACCUUGUCUCGGCCUCGCAGGAUGGAAAGCUCAUCAUCUGGGAUGCCUACACCACUAACAAAGUUCACGCUAUCCCGCUGCGGUCAUCAUGGGUCAUGACGUGCGCCUACGCCCCCAGCGGCAACUUCGUCGCCUGCGGUGGUCUUGAUAAUAUCUGCUCCAUCUACAACCUCAACCAGCAGCGCGACGGGCCGACUAGAGUAGCUAGGGAGCUGUCCGGCCACGCCGGCUACCUGUCCUGCUGCCGUUUCAUCAACGACCGAAGCAUCCUUACCUCGUCCGGUGAUAUGACCUGUAUGAAGUGGGAUAUCGAGACGGGCCAGAAGGUCACCGAGUUCGCCGACCACCUUGGCGACGUCAUGAGCAUCAGCCUCAACCCGACCAACCAGAACACCUUCAUUUCUGGUGCCUGCGACGCCUUCGCCAAGCUGUGGGACAUCCGUGCCGGCAAGGCCGUCCAGACGUUUGCCGGCCACGAGUCCGACAUCAACGCCAUCCAGUUCUUCCCCGAUGGCCACUCUUUCGUCACCGGUUCCGAUGAUGCCACCUGCCGACUGUUUGACAUUCGCGCCGAUCGUGAACUCAACCUCUAUGGAUCUGAAUCCAUUCUCUGCGGCAUCACCUCCGUUGCCACCUCCGUGUCCGGACGUCUGCUCUUUGCCGGUUAUGACGACUUUGAGUGCAAGGUCUGGGAUAUCACACGAGGCGAAAAGGUCGGCUCACUGGUAGGCCACGAAAACCGUGUGAGCUGCUUGGGUGUCAGCAACGACGGCAUCAGCCUGUGCACGGGUUCAUGGGACUCUCUGCUCAAGGUCUGGGCUUAUUAGAGUGCCUACGGCUGAGAUACAGAUGGACUUUUGUCGCAUGUGCCGACUCGAGUCUUAACCCCGCGAACUUUUCAUCACCAUCCGCAUUCAAAACGAUCAUAUUACCCGCCAAUUCGGACACCCGACUACGC